Molecule: messenger RNA, 1452 nt
Organism: Nicotiana attenuata
Lineage: Eukaryota; Viridiplantae; Streptophyta; Magnoliopsida; Solanales; Solanaceae
Exons: 5
Coding region: 1-1452 (483 amino acids)
Molecular function (GO): zinc ion binding
Source: RefSeq, a predicted model, not a curated record
AUGAUUGACAACUUAAGGGACAUAGCUACUGAAGUAAAGCCUAGGUUUGUCAUUUCAGAAAUGAAAAGAUCACAUGGAGUAGAUGUUGCUUAUGGAAAAGCAUGGCAUGCUAUUCAAAAGGGCUUAUCGUUAUUAAGAGGAACAACUGAACAAAAUUAUGAGCAGCUGGCAUCAUAUUUGUAUAUGAUCGAACAAAAAAAUCCAGGAUCAUAUACAAAUAUUCAGAGAGAUUCAGAUAACAGGUUUGUUUAUAUAUUUUUUAUAUAUGAUGCAUCAAUUUCUGGGUGGAGGUAUUGUAGACCACUUAUUGCUGUGAAUGGAACAUUUCUAAAAAAUAAAUAUAGAGGUGUUCUAGAAUUAAGAAAAGCAAUUGGGAUUCGUAAAGAUUUAAUAUUUUUGUCAGAUCGACACAAGGCCAUUGCAAAUGGAAUCGCAAAGGUUUUUCCUGAGUGCUACCAUAGUAUUUGCAUAUAUCAUUUGGAAAAGAAUCUAAAGCAAAGAAGAGUGAGAAACAAUGUACUAAACCUCUUUCAAAGUGCUGCAAGAGUAUACCUUCAAUCAGAAUUUGAUGACUUCAUGUCCCAAAUAGCUGCUGUUGAUAAGAAAACAUUCAAUUAUUUGAUGGAGGAACCACCAGGAAGGUGGGCUCGUUCACAUUGUCCAAGACGACGAUAUGAUAUGUUAACAACAAAUAUUGUUGAGUCAAUGAAUAAUGUUUUGAGACGUGCAAGAGAAUUGCCACUUUUAACAAUGAUGGAUUUCAUACAAGAAAAAUUGCAAAGUUGGUUUUAUGAAAGAAGGACAACUGCAGAAGGAAUAUUCCGCGAGUUAUCAAAUUGGGCAGAAGCAACAUUGGAAGAUAAAAUUAAACCAGCUUUUACAUUUAGACUAGAUGAGAUACCCUGUGAACAUGCAAUUGCUGCAAUUGAUAGUAUAUAUCAGAAGAAAUCAGCCUUUUGUUCAGCCUAUUAUGCAAGGGACUUUUGGUUGAAAACAUAUGAAGGGCAAGUAAAUUCUGUAGGUGAUUCAACAACAUGGGUUAUACCCGACAAUAUUAAAUCGGAAAUCACUAAGCCUCCAGAUGCAAAACUAGAUGAGAUACCCUGUGAACAUGCAAUUGCUGCAAUUGAUAGUAUAUAUCAGAAGAAAUCAGCCUUUUGCCCAGCCUAUUAUUCAAGGGACUUUUGGUUGAAAACAUAUGAAGGGAAAGUAAAUUCUGUAGGUGAUUCAACAACAUGGGUUAUACCAGACAAUAUUAAAUCGAAAAUUACUAAGCCUCCAGAUGCAAAAGUAAUGCAAGGAAGAAGACAGAAGAAUCGACAUGUUUCCGGUACAAAAUUCAAGAAGGAAACAAGAUGUGGUCGUUGCAAAAAAUAUGGGCAUAACAGAACAAAUUGUACAAAUUCUGCUGUAGCUCAUCCUUAUGCAAGAAAAUACAGGAAAAAGAAAUGA